This is a messenger RNA of Oncorhynchus keta (chum salmon), 1967 nucleotides long. Its product is annotated as F-box only protein 10-like. NCBI's taxonomy places the organism in Eukaryota, Metazoa, Chordata, Actinopteri, Salmoniformes, Salmonidae. Gene Ontology annotation, molecular function: protein binding. Gene Ontology annotation, biological process: regulation of apoptotic process; protein ubiquitination; ubiquitin-dependent protein catabolic process. The record is from RefSeq and is a predicted model, not a curated record.
CUCUCUCUCUCAUCUCUCUCUCUUAUCUCGCCCACCCUCGCUCCCUCCCGCCCAGUGUAAGGGCGUCCCUGGUUGGUUUCCAUGGCUUGCCUUGCCGUAAAGUGAGGGAAAAUGUCUGAUUCCUGUCAGUGUUUCUAUUCUUGAUCCCGAACCAGGCGUUGUUCCGAUAUAUCGCAAGAAGCAUGGCUAUUACAACCUUAUACCAAGUUAAACACCACGCUGGGAUGUGUUAUUCUUCAUCCAAGGGACUUUAACACGGGUGCCUCCCUAUCAGAGCCAUGUCACUGGGCAGCAGGGGAAGCAGUAGCAGCAGCGGAGGUAGAGGUGUCAACCUCCCAGUGGAGGUGUGGCGUGUGGUCCUGGCCUACCUCCCCCUCCCAGAGCUGGGCCGUUGCAGCCUGGUGUGCAGGGCCUGGAGAGAGCUGAUCCUCUCCCUGGAUAACACCCGUUGGAGACAGCUCUGCCUGGGCCUGCCCGAGUGUCCUCGACACCCCAACUGGCCCAGCCGACCCCACCUGGAGCCCUCAUCCUGGAGAGAAGCCCUGAGACAGCACGCCAUCGCCAGUCGUACCUGGUCCCGCCACGCCCACCCUGAGCUCCAGCCCUCCGCCUGCCUUCACCUGUUCCGCCGGAGGAAGGAGAGGAGGGUGUGGCAGGUGGGGUCGGGGCUGGAGCUGGAGACGCUGAGGGGGGCGUUGGGGGUCGCUGGGUCGUACGACCGGGUGGUACUGCACCCCGGGGUGUAUGAGGAGCAGGCAGAGUUGGUGCUGAAGGUGCCUGUGGAGGUGGUGGGGUUAGGGAGGCUGGGGGACGUGGCUCUCCUGGUCAGUCUGGAGCAGCAGUGUCCCACAGCCAGGCUGUCCAACCUGGUCUUCAUGCCUGCAUGGUUCUCCUCCGUUGUAUACAAGACGUCGUCAGGUCAUGUCCAGUUGGACAACUGUAAUUUCGAGCUCAGCUGCAGAUCCGGGCCAGGAACCUGCCACGCCCGCUUCUGUUCAUUCUCACAGGAAGCCACCCACUUCCUGGGCGUGGCCCUCAGCCUGUUGGAUAGCUGUGAUUUCUCAGGAAGUGAUUGGCGUCCGGAGGCAGCCGAGAGCUCCGACGCGACCCGGGGCCCAGGCGUUGAUCGAGACGGUGCAGGGGUGCGUGCUGAGGCGCUGCCUGUUUCGGGACGGCAAGGGGCGGUGUGCACGUGUGUAACCACGGAAACGCCAGGUUGGAAAGAAGCAUGUUCGGGGCUGACCUAUGCCGUGGCGCUGCAUCAGAAGCAUACGUGUAACAGAAUACACAGCGGUUUGCGUUCCGGCAUCGUGGUCCUUGGCAACGGGAGGGGUUCCAUCCGGAGCAACCAGAUCUAUAACAACAAGGAAGCAGGAGUCUACAUUCUGUUCAACGGGAACCCUGUGGUCAGUGGUAACCAUAUCUUCCAGGGUCAGGCAGCAGGGAUUGCUGUGAAUGAGAACGGGCAGAGGGAGAAUGUGAUCAGGGAGAACCAGUGGGGGGGUGCAGACAUCAGGCGGGGGGGCGACCCGGUCCUGAGGAACAACUACAUCUGUCAUGGCUACUCUGACGGGGUGGUGGUGGGGGAGAGAGGCCGUGGACUCAUAGAGGGAAACCACAUCUACAACAACAAGGGCUGUGGUGUGUGGUUGAUGUCCUCCAGCCUCCCUCAGCUGUUGGGAAACUACAUUACCCACAACCGCAUGUACGGGCUGGCCGUGUUCUGCCGGAAGGACCUGACGGGGCGGGACCAGGGAAGCGGGCAGGAGAACUUCCAUGAGGAAGGAGAGCUGCUGGCGUGGGAAGGUGACCUUGACAGCGAGGACGAACGUCUCUCCGCCCGGCGCUCCAUCAGCACGGCUCUGGUGGAGGGAAACUGCAUUAGCCGCAAUGGAGGUGAGACUGUAGACACUGUAGAGCCGCAAUGGAGAAGAGACUGUAGAGCCGCAAUGGAGGUGAGACUGUAG